AAACGACCGCACUGUUGGAGAAGAAGCUCCCAUGAAAAUAUAAAAAAUAAAACAUGUCUGCUUUCCCUUCUCCUGGCAACCCCAGGACGAGUCACCAUGGUUACACGGGUGUCACGUGACUGGCAACGUAAACACGAGCGGUGGUGAAGCAAGCUAUCCGUACAUCUAGCUAGCCGUACUCCAUCACAACAGCGUUUAUUUACACAUACUGUGAGCGCAACGUUGGGAUGUAAGGGCGAUGGCAGUGAUUAUUCGUCGUGCGUCGGAAUUUCCGAGCGUUUCUCGGAGUGGUUCAUCAUGUCGAGGAGGGGAAAAUACUUCUACAAUUGGAGAGAAAUGGAGAGUUUUCCUGUGAGCUGAAAAAAUGGGAGCAAGCGCUUCAGUGUCGCUCUGUAGUGACCCGUCCUCAGUGAGAAUCCUGAGGCCAAGUGCUAAGGUCAGUCCAGAGCCGAUUGCUCCCACCCUGGUUUCAGAGCCUGAACUGUCCGCCAGGUGUGUGUUUGGUGUUGCCUUUGAAACACUGAGAGAGCGAGGGCAGAUGGUUUGUGGAAUACCCCUUGUGCUCAGAGACAUGGUGGAGUUCCUCCAUACGAAGGGAAUGCACCACAGAGGUCUGUUCCGCCUGUGUGGGUCGGUGGUGCGGACCACGAAGCUGAGGCAGAGAUGGGACCGUGGAGAAAAGGUGGACUUGGAGCAUGAGGAAGAUGUCUCCACUGUGGCCUCGCUCCUCAAGCUCUUCCUUCGGGAAAUGCCCACCGCCAUAGUUCCCGAACCCCAGCGCGAACAGCUGGUUCUGAGCCUCACAGGAUAUGCAGAUGAGGCAGAGAUGAACCGGUCUCUGAGAGAAAACCUUUGCCAUCUCCCUGAUGGCAACCUCAUUAUUUUGUCUUACCUCAUCCACUUCCUAUCCAGAGUGGCCGCUCACAGCCAAUCAAAUCACAUGCCUGUGAAAAGUCUGGCAACCGUCUUUGGGCCUUGCAUAUUUCAUGUUCCCUCAGGUCCCCGGAUGCUGGAGGAGCAGUAUGUGUGUAACAGCCUGUUGCUUCAUCUCCUGAGGCAUCAGAAGGUUCUCUUUCCAAUCCAUGCCGAGGACACAGUGGCCUCCUCAAUCACCUCCUCCUCCCCCCCUCCUACUCUAUCUGCUCUUUCACACUUUGAGGUCCGAUCCAGCAGAUGUCACUCUGAGCAGAGUAGUGUGGAGAGUUUGGAGGGAGAGAUCUCUUCCAUCUCAGCGACCAGUGCUUUUAAUCAAACAAUACAGAUGCAGUGUCAACUCAACAGUCCUGACGCACUGAGGCAGGGUUGUGACUCCAGCCCUGACGUCAGCGCUGACAUUCAGACGCUGAUUCCAGACCAGGAGGCUCUGGAGGAGAGAAGGGACAGUACAGAGGCAGGUUGUGUGCUCUCCUGCUCCACUGACCCAGGGUCAGAGCAGCACUCACUCCAGAGCAUACCAUCCCAAAGCCUCAAGGGGGAGCCAGCGGAGUUGCAGUGUACCACACAUGGGAUAUUUUCGCAGUACAAGAUGCCACCAUUCACCUCCAAGUCAAUGGAGCCAGAGGAAGAGGAGGAGGAAGAGUUAGAGGACAGGACACCUUCCUCACCCGUUAAAGACGACUGUUCAACGGCUUCCACAGAUGCGGGACAGAAAUCCUCAAUUUCAGACUGCUGCAUAGCGAAUGAAUCGCAGAACAACAACCAAACACGGACUCGGCACGCGGAGAGCAAGCUGUGCUGCACAGAGUACACGACGGAAGCCAAAGAGAAGGGGAGAGGAGGAGACGGAGGAGGAUGUAGUGGUUCUCCUGACAGACAUCGUGAUUGCAGAGGCAGGAACAACAGCCAUGACAGCCCCUCCUUCAAGCUACAAGCCCUGGAUGCUGACUUGGGAUCCCCGCCCUCACCGGUAGACCCCCAAGUUCAGGAUAACCUACCUGCCCAGCAACAGCCUCUUUUUACGGAAGUAAAGAAUCCGAAUUUGACCCACAAGCUGCCUCUCCACUCGCCGUCGUCACCACCAGCUCGGGAUCCGGUCGACUCGCCACAGUCUGUACACAUGGCAUUCCCUCGUUCAUCAGAGUCCAGUCCUGUCCAGUCCACUGCAAUUUCUUCUGAGGGGAUUUCAGUAAACGACACCCUGCUGAGCCCACCAGGCCCUAAAACCAGCCCGCUCCUCUCUCGUUUCACGAUGAGCGACUGCCCCAUUCCUUCUCCUCGCUGCCCCAACCUCAGUCACAGCCUGCGCUACAACCUAGACCCCGACGCAGCCCCUUCUCCACCCAGCUCACAGCACAUACGCAUGGCUCGCAGCAGUGGCCAUACAGAGUCAGACGUGUCCAUCUUAGUGCUCAAGAGACACAUUCACAACCUGAAGAAGAGGAUCAGGCAUUUUGAGGAGCGUUUUGAACAGGAGAAGCACUAUAAGCCGGCACAUAACGACAAGACGGCACAUCCAGAGGUGGCUAGACUGAUGAAGGAGCUCAUCAAGAGUCGCAAGCAGCUUAAAGAGCUGAAGCUGAAACAAUCACAAGAGGGUCUGAGAGGACAGGGAGACCUAAACCAAUCAGCUGAAACAUGCAGUACCAGCAGAGACCAGAGGGAAGCAGCACUUACAGACACUGAGCUGCCGCAACUUAACAGCAACACCAAGCCACCGGCGGAGGAAACCGUCAACACGAUAAGCAACAGACUGAAGGAAAGACGACGAGAGCUGAGCCUACCGGACAGUGUGGAGGAAAUGUCCCAUUUCCAGGUGUCAAUGGAGAAGGCCAGUCUGCAGAAGUGUUUGCUCUACUUUGAGAGUCUGCACGGACGACCGAGUACCAGGCAGGAGCGGACUCUGAUGAAACCUUUCUACGAUCGGUACCGUCUCGUCAAGCAGCUGCUGCUUUCCUCUGCUGCUACAGCCGUCAUUACCACCAUUGAGGAAGAGGAGGGCUCUGAUGAAGAGCGUCCUAAACAGCAAAGCCCCAGGCUGCUGAAAUCUUCCAGGUGUGAGUCUUCAGAUGAGCUCCUGCGCCUGCCUUCUCUAGAAAUGUCUGAAACACCUCUCGUGUCCCCGCUGGAGGAGGUGAAGGAUCUGCAGCCACAGAUCAUCACAAUGGCAACACUACAUGAAGCUUCCAGACCUGAGUUACUGGAUCACCUCAGGACGGCACGAUUAGAGAAGCAGAGGCUUCACCUGGCGCUCCGAGACUUUGAGGACCACUUCUACAUGCAGACCGGCAGGGCUUGUCAGAAGGAGGACCGUGGACCGAUGGCAGAGGAGUACUGCCAGUACAAGAACCUCAAAGCAAAGCUCCGCCUCCUCAAGGUCCUGCUCAGUAAACAGGACUCAACCAAGACUAGUUGAGUUAACUCACAGUGGGACUUUAAUACUCAACAGGACUCGGAUCAUUUCCGAAGAAUCUGGUUGUUUCAUGCCAUGCUCUUGAUGUGUAUGCACUUUACAUGAAUAAUACUGGUGGAAAGUCUUAAUGAAAUGCUGCGCAACUGCAGUUUUUCUGUCCCAAAAACACAUCCGUUGUCAUUGAUGAUGCAAAGUGUAUGUUCUGAAGCACUUAUUUAUGUCAAGGAUGCGCUGUAACAUAUUAGUAAUUUACAAUUACUAAAUGUAUGUUUAUGGCACUGUUACUUGCCUUUUUUGUCCUUGCCAUAACACUAGUUUUGGACAGCUUUGUCCAUCGUUAAUGUGGGAAAAAAAAAAAAAAAAAAGGUGUAAGCUUAAAUGCAAUCAAUGAGACAAUCAUGUUGUGUUUGUGCAUGUCAGUUUCUUUGUCCUACAUUGUGCUAUGAUAUGCAUUAAGAACUUCAGCAUUUUGCCUGUAUGAAGUAAUCCCCCUUAAAUGCAGUUGUUAAUAAUGGUCAGAGCUUUUGACAUUGUGCACUUCGGUUUAUAUAGUUUUCUAUAUGUAGAGAGAGAAUAUAUAUAUGAAUGUAUCAAUAAAAAUAAAUAUUUUUUCACAUUUAUUCUGCUAAACAGUUUAUGGUUCUACUUUCCUUCUUUCCGGCCAGACUACGAUAAAAUAAGAGCGAUUGUUGCAGAAAAGGUUGCUGUGGUAGAGGUACUAACAGCUUUCAUACUCAUGCUGCAUCAUGCUCUUUUUUUAAAGGUUAACAAGUAGUUC
This is a messenger RNA of Anarrhichthys ocellatus (wolf-eel), 4127 nucleotides long. RefSeq names its product protein FAM13A-like. The record is from RefSeq and is a predicted model, not a curated record. Bases 365 to 3352 code for a protein of 995 amino acids. The transcript has 21 exons. Lineage: Eukaryota; Metazoa; Chordata; Actinopteri; Perciformes; Anarhichadidae. Gene Ontology annotation, biological process: signal transduction.